CAUUUUAAACAAACAGCCAUUGAACACCAAUGAGGUCAUGAAUUUACCGCCAGGCAAAGAGCUUCAACCACUUGUCAGUCCAGAACAAGCUCAGUCUGGGAAAAAAACAGUCACCCACUAACAAAUGUGAUGACUGAGUAAGAGGGACAGGGAGACAUUUGUUGUGGAUAUGUUCAGGCUUAAAGUGGAGCUUCAAGAAAAGGAACAUAGUAAACUCUUUUACGAUCUUUAGAAACAUUCUUAUAGUUCUCUUUUUGGACUGCUUUAUAUGGAUUCCUGCCUUGCUUCAUUCCUGCUAUCUGCCAGUUAAAGGCUGAGUAGUCGUUGGAGAGUUACAACACUGCACAGAGCUGGGAUUUUCUCAAACCAAAAGCUGAUCUCCAUCCACCAGUCUGGGGCUAAACGGAGCAGCUGAGCACCGUUAAGCACUGACUUAAAGUUCCCAGACAGCUGCUUUCCCCAUUCAGCUCUGUUACUACAGAAAUGCCUUGGGAACGCAAAAGGAUCCUCCUCUGUGUUUUGACGAUCCACGUCAUAUCACUGGUGGUAGGUGUAGAAGAACGGCAGAGAGAUGAUGAGUGUGCUGACCUCAACAACACCACAUGGCUGGAGUACCGGCAGCAGGUCAAGCUGCAGGUCCAGUACCUGCUACUGACCAGGAGAAACAUGGAUUGUGCACAGAUGUUCAACCAGGAAUCUCUCACCAAGACACAGCAGACCUCCUACUUCAACAUCUCCCGCCCGACCAAGGUCAUCAUCCAUGGGUACAGGGCCUUAGGCAGUAAGCCUUCCUGGGUGAAAGAGCUGGCGCAGGCCCUUCUCAGAGCCCAGGAUGUGAACGUGCUGGUGGUGGACUGGGUCUAUGGCGCCUCCUUCGCCUACAACCUGGUGGUGGAGAAUUAUAAGGAGGUGGCUCUGCAGAUCUCUGUCCUCAUCAACCAGCUGCAGGAACAUGGAUGCAAACUCGAGUCCUUCCAUUUCAUUGGGGUCAGUCUCGGGGCACAUGUUGCUGGUUUCGUGGGGACUCUUUUUGGAGGGAAGAUUGCAAGAAUCACAGGCCUUGACCCUGCUGGACCCAUGUUUAAAGGAGCUGACACCUUUGACCGACUUGACCCCUCUGACGCUCAAUUUGUUGAUGCCAUACACACAGACUCUGACUAUUUUGGCAUCUCCAUCCCUGUCGGUCAUGUGGACUUCUUUCUGAACGGAGGCAAGGACCAGACUGGAUGUGCUCGCUCCCGGUUUUCCUCAAUUCUUGUGUACUUUCCAGUGUACGGCUAUGUGAUAUGUGACCACAUGAGGGCGCUGCACGUCUACAUGAGCGCGCUGAACCGCUCGUGCCCAUUAACUGGCAUCCCGUGUUCCAGCUAUGAGAACUUCUUGAAGGGACGCUGUGUGGACUGUGACGUCUUCAAGGGGAGAUGUCCAGCUAUAGGUUUAUCAGAAAACAGCGGGAUAACCGUAUCACCGAUUCCCAAAGAGCAGAAGCUAUUCCUCCUUACAACUUCUUCGUCACCUUUUUGUGCUCAUCACAUCCUGCUGAAGCUGGAGGUUUCUGCCCUGGAUAAGAGCGCAGAGGUGGAAGUGAUACUGAGGACUGAGAACCUGGGAACAGAGAAGAGCCUCAGGCUUCAGACAGACAUAACAGUGUACAGGACGGUGUUGGCUCACCCUGUGGCCCUGUGUGAGAUCAACUCCAUCGAGCUGAGGAACACUGGAAGCUUCUACAGACAGGGAGACAUCCACGUCAAGUCUGUCUGUCUGUCCGAGUUCCCCUCUCUGAGGCGUGAGGAGCCGAUCUGUGUGAACAAUAUCCAUGUCAGACGAGGAGCUCCGUGGUCACAUGACCUUGUACAGGUGUGUGGCAUCUUCUGAGGAAAGAGAUCUCCUCAAAAGGACUCUGAAAAAAAUCCAUCCAGUAAAUACACAACAAAGUCACCCAGGGAUGUCUGCACUGUGUGGAGUCAGUUUCACAUUUUGAAAUACUUUGUUCAGGUUGUUCAAGAAAAAAUGAUCAGAGUUAAACCUCAGUAGGUGGAGCCAAAGAUCCCAGUUUUAUUCAGGAUGCUAAUAUUAUAAAGUCUGUCACCCAACUACUAACUGACAAGUGCAGACAAUGUCAUGUAGUCAUACUAAGGUCAUUUGCUAACCUGAUCUUCAAACAUCAUAACUGUCAUGAUCAUGAAACAGUGAAAAGAAAAGAUCAGUUGUACAUUUUUAUUUCUUAUUGCCAGAGUCUCGCCUUUCGUAAUCCCAGUUUCUGUGUUAUUCCGGCCUCUUAGCUUAUUUCUGCCUCUGAGAAGUGUUCAGAGAAUUAAAUUUUCUUCUAUGAUGUGGUUUUAGGAUGUUCUCGGUGACUAAUUUCAUGUAUCUCACAUGUAGUUUUAGUGUUGCUGAUUGGUGCUGAAUUCAGUUUGUCUGUUACAGCCGAGCAAUAAACUGGUGACCGUG
Molecule: messenger RNA, 2451 nt
Organism: Thunnus maccoyii (southern bluefin tuna)
Lineage: Eukaryota; Metazoa; Chordata; Actinopteri; Scombriformes; Scombridae
Gene: pla1a
Product: phospholipase A1 member A
Exons: 11
Coding region: 484-1875 (463 amino acids)
Biological process (GO): lipid metabolic process
Molecular function (GO): lipase activity; carboxylic ester hydrolase activity
Source: RefSeq, a predicted model, not a curated record